Molecule: messenger RNA, 942 nt
Organism: Colletotrichum truncatum
Lineage: Eukaryota; Fungi; Ascomycota; Sordariomycetes; Glomerellales; Glomerellaceae
Source: RefSeq, a predicted model, not a curated record
AUGGGUUCAAUCAGCAAUUCAUCCAAACCUGUCCCCAAGGGUGCCUGGGACACUCACCACCACAUUUUCGAACCAGAACGAUUCCCAUUUGCAUCAGGAAGACACUUCACUCCUUCAGUUGCAACCCUAGAGCAGCUCAAGGCGUUUGAGAAAUCCAUCGGCGUUUCUCACGUCUGCAUUGCUCACGGACUCUCAUACGGAGCGAACUGCUCCUCCUUGCUCUACUAUCUGGAGCAGUUCAACGGCACAGCCCGAGGUAUCUGCGUCCUCGACCUGGACACCGUAACAGACGAACUACUUGACAAGUACCACGAGGCUGGAAUCCGAAGCGUCAGAUUGGACUUCUUCAAAGCCAACGCUAUGAGCGAUGUCGAGAAGCAAGUCGAGCUCAUUGAGUCCACAGCCAAACGUUUACUACAGUGGCAUGCCAUCGGAAAUAGCUGGAGCAUCCAGAUCCAGCAACCAAACAUUUCUCAUUGGAAAAAGCUCGGCCAGACCAUUCGCAGCUCAAAGUUGCCGGUGGUUCUGGACCACAUUGGACUCGUCAAGGCUGCGAGCAUGACGCCUGCCGACUCCAUACCUGUGAGGGAACAGCCCGGAUGGCAGGAUCUUUUGGAUACUUUGAAGGGAGGAAAUCUAUGGAUCAAGAUAUCGGCGCCAUACCGGUGCUCGCGAGCGGAUCCUUACUUUGAAGAUCUCAAAGAAAUCGUCCAGGAACUCGUCAAGACGAACUCCAAGAGAUUGGUGUGGGGGAGCGACUGGCCACAUACACAGAGACAUGAGGACAGGCAUCUUCGAAGCAAAGAUGAACAGGAACCUUUCCUAAAGAUCGAUAACCCUUCGUGGAUUCAGUCUCUGAGUACUUGGCUCAGUGAGGAGGAAUGGGAGGAUUUGUGGGUUAAGAAUCCCUCCACUCUGUAUGACUAUCCAUUGGAAGCUUAG